Messenger RNA from Uncinocarpus reesii 1704, 2928 nucleotides. RefSeq lists its product as uncharacterized. The record is from RefSeq and is a predicted model, not a curated record. Gene Ontology annotation, cellular component: cytosol. Gene Ontology annotation, molecular function: NADPH-hemoprotein reductase activity; flavin adenine dinucleotide binding; FMN binding. NCBI's taxonomy places the organism in Eukaryota, Fungi, Ascomycota, Eurotiomycetes, Onygenales, Onygenaceae. The coding region runs from base 1 to 2928 and encodes 975 amino acids. The transcript has 3 exons.
AUGCGGUUGAUUCCAGGAUUCCUCAAUGACCAAUGUGGCAAAAACGACCUCGUUGUUUUCAUUGUUCUCUCUCUUGCGUCUGCUGUUUAUCUGGCCGGAAAAAGGUCCUGGAGCAAGCAGGAUCCAUUGCAUUACCGAUGGUUUGAAAGACGGCAAGAGACAGUCCUCGGUCGCAAAAGAAAAGCUGAACGUAGGAAGAAGGACGUUUCGACGAGACUGUCAGACGAGCGCAAAGAUGUUGUUAUCUUCUGGGGUUCCCAAACGGGAACAGCCGAAGGUUUCGCCAACACACUUGCACGGACUCUCCGGCUGCGAUUGCGAUUAGACGCCCUAGUCCUUGAUCUCGCCGAAGUUGAUCCACAAACAAUCUCUUCGAUCAGCUCAAAUUAUCCAGCCAUAUUUCUCUUAUCCACCUAUGGUGAAGGGAAUCCUAGCGAUAACGCUGUCGCAUUUUAUAAAGGACUGCUUCGAACAGAGACGUCACUCGCGAAUAUUCGCUAUACGGGUUUUGGCCUCGGAAACAGUAUGUAUAAAGCAUACAAUCGAGCGAUCGAUGAUGUUACUCGAAGGCUCGACGAGCGAGGAGCUCUCCAAUUCUGCGCUAUUGAAUACGGCGAUGAUGCCAUCGGGACUACCGAGUGUAGCUUUCUGGUUUGGCAAGAUAAACUCAUUGAUCGUUUGAAAGAAGUGUUUGGUUGCGAGGAGAACCACCUAGGGUACGAGCCAUCGGUGGAAAUAUCAGAGGUGUUAGAUAGAAAAUCCAUGGAUAAAGCGUUCCUGGGACAUCCGUUCGAAAUCGAGAGAAACCCAACUUUCAGCGUACCUGUCACAUCGGCGUGCCACGCGCUACCAAUCGCAGUGAGCCGUGAUUUGACACCUGGAGGCGAACGACGACAUUUGCACCUGGAAAUUGAUCUUUCAAGGCGGCCGGAACUCAAAUACCGGACCGGAGACCACUUUCUGAUUUGGCCAUCGAAUCCAGAAUCUGAAGUGGACCGGCUGUUGCGUUUGUUUGGGCUUGAAGCACAGCGAUCCAAGAUCGUAACCAUCAAAGCUUUGGCGCAAGGAACGGCUGUCAAGGUUCCUAGCAUAUGCUCAAUUGAAGCCAUUUUUAGACACUAUUUGUCAAUAUGUGGACUGGUAACUCGCCAAUUGUUACGGUCUCUCGCCCAAGUCGCUCCCGAUGAAAUGGCCAGGAGCGCUGUGCUGAAUCUCUGCGACGAUUCGGUUGCUUUCAAUAAUAUGCACCGACGAUAUUCGACGGUCGCGGAUGUAAUGGAAAUGGCGAUUGCCGAUCGAGCGUCGUGGGAUACGGUUCCUCUUUCUUGGGCAGUUGAAAAUAUUCCUCCUAUGAAACCAAGGCCGUAUUCCAUAUCAUCAACUCCUAGCACUUCGCCAAGACGACUUGCCAUUACUGCUGUGGUGAUUGAUGAGGCGACAACAGGUUGUGGAGAUGUGAUCAAACGAGGGUUGACUACAACCAUGCUGAAUGGGCUCAAUCGAUCACUCCAGACCACCAGCCAAUUAUCACAGUCGCAACAAAACCCUCCUCCAUCAUUUUGUUAUUCCGAGAACCCAGACCAACACUUCAAAAGCGGUGGGAUAUACGGCCAAAUACGGAGAUCAAAAUUCAAGCCACCUAUUUCAUGCACAGCACCGAUACUGAUGGUCGCAGCAGGGACAGGCGUUGCCCCAUUUAGGGCAUUCAUUCAGGAGAGGGCGUGGUUGAAGUCAAUCGGCAAGGAAGUGGGUCGAAUGACGCUCUUCUAUGGAUGUCGCAAGAGCAGUGAAGACUUCCUGUAUGUCGAAGAGCUCAACAAAGCCGUAGCUGCCCUCGAAAAUGCAUUUGAAAUUGUAACUGCAUUUUCGCGUGAGCAACGGCGUCCAAACGGGCAUCGAACGUAUGUUCAGCACCGAAUUCGCGAGUUUCAGUCAGCGGUAGCCCAGUACAUCGUAAACGAGGGAUAUUUUGUUUACGUUUGUGGCUCCGCAAGGAUGGCGCGGGAGGUGACAAACGUGGUCCUUGAGAUAGUCGGAAAUGUCCAUGGAUGGAGCGAGGAAAAAGCUUUGAGUUUCCUGGAGACGGCCAAAAAGACAGGGAAAUGGCAAGAGGAUGUCUGGGGCGGCACCAAAGGUCUUGGUCGCGGUAUGGUUGAGGCUUUGGUAAAAGAGGGUUGUAAUGUCUCAUACUGUGCGCGAACAGUGAGGGAUGACGAUUUCGAGGACUUGCACAAAUCUCUGCUUGAAAAUGCCGAAUUCAAUGGUGUUUCAAACGGUUCCGGAGCCGAUCGGCAGUUACCUAAGGCGUAUGGAACAUCAGUUGACAUAGCUGACCGUGAGGCUCUGAGCUGGUGGGUUGAAGCUGCGGGCAAGGCAUUCGGGCGCCUUGACAUAGUCAUAGCCAACGGUUCUCAUAGAAGCCAUAUUUUUGAUAUAGCGUCCAAUAUGCAUUUCGAGUCUACGCCUAAAACGUGGCAGUCCUCGUUCGAUCUCGAUGUCAUGGGGUUCGUGAACCUGGUUGAAGCGGCAGUGCCUUGGCUUGAAAGGUCGCCACAACCCUCAAUCAUCGUUCAGUCGUCAUUCAUGGGUCGUGAGUUUUUUCGCAGUCCUCCUGCGCCCUACGGUGCGUGCAAGGCUGCACAGCUUCAACAUGUCCAAGAGCUAUCCCACUACCUUGGGCCUAAGGGAAUCAGGAUCAACGCAAUCUCUCCGGGGCCCAUAUGGGCCAAAGAUGGAGCAUGGGAGAGUUAUAGCAAAGUGGCUCCAGAUUGGGUAGAAGAACAGAGGCAGAAAGUGCCGCUCAAGAGGUUUGGGACUCCAGAAGAUAUAGCGAAUCUUGCGGUCUUCCUUGCUAGUCCGCUAAGUAGCUACAUCCAAGGCGCAAAUAUUCUGGCAGAUGGAGGCAUUCAUAUCGGCACUUGCUUUUAG